This is a messenger RNA of Ricinus communis (castor bean), 1090 nucleotides long. RefSeq names its product transcription factor MYB15. The record is from RefSeq and is a predicted model, not a curated record. NCBI's taxonomy places the organism in Eukaryota, Viridiplantae, Streptophyta, Magnoliopsida, Malpighiales, Euphorbiaceae. The transcript has 3 exons. The coding region runs from base 32 to 772 and encodes 246 amino acids.
AGCACUUGACCUCUGGAUUACAGACAUAGAGAUGGUUAGAACCGUGUGUGUGGACAAAAAUGGAUUGAAGAAAGGUGCAUGGAGUCAAGAAGAAGACGAUAAGUUAAGAUCUCACGUUCUUAAUUAUGGUCACAGAAAUUGGCGUAAACUACCUAGAUUUGCUGGCCUGUCAAGGUGUGGCAAAAGCUGCAGACUACGGUGGAUGAACUACCUCUGCCCGGAGGUAAAACGUGGAAACUUCUCUAAAGAAGAGGACGAUUUGAUCAUUCGGAUGCACCAAGAACUUGGGAAUAAAUGGUCCAAAAUCGCCACGAAGUUACCCGGAAGAACAGACAACGAAAUAAAGAACCACUGGCAUACGCAGUUAAAGAAGAGAGAGAAGCACUCAGAGAGCACAUCUGAGUUGAUGGAAAAUCAACCUAAUAAGACUCCACAAAGUGUAAUCACUGUCCCAAGCGAAAACUUGCAACCUGAAAGAGCUGUUUCCUAUAAUGCUCCCUUCCGUCCAAUAAUCUUGGAGAGCUCUCCUUUGCCGCAUGAAGGUAGUCAAAAUUCCUUGUUCUGGGGUGGCAUCAAUCGGGUUUCAGAAGAUUGUACUCUCACUUCAAUGGACAUAUUUGAGGACUCAGGUCAAGAUUUCUGGACUCAACCAUUUGUAGCAGACAAAGACGGUGACUACAAGGGAGAUGGCUAUUAUUCGUUCUAUCAUUCGAGUAAUGAUGAUAAUAUGGAUUUGAUCACCCAAGUGAUUGAAGAUCUACCAGAAAUUUAGUUCAGAUUUAGACACACAGACAUAUAUAUAUAUAUAUAGAUAGGGUGAGAUAUUCAUUUCCCUAGCUAAUUGUAAAUAGGACUUGAAUAUACAUAUAUAAUAAAUGAGCUUAAUUAUGUAAGCCUAGAACAGAAGUUACGGAUACCUGUUGUAUUAGAAUAAGAGUUUUUUUUUUUUUUAAAGAAGUAUUAGAAUAAGAGUUAAAAGGAUAUAUUUACAUAAAAGUUCUUAGUUAAAAGGAUAUUAUAUUCCAUACCAUGCUGCUAUUAUUUUGAUCAUUAGUAGUAUUUAUCAUAUGAUUCACGGAAAUUUUGAAUG